AUGAGCCGGCAGUGCUUCAGUUCCCGUUCCCUUAAUGGAAGACGGCCAUCAUCUGGCUCGGCCAUCAGCAGUGGAUUUAGGGGUGGCAACAGUCUGUCUUCCAUCUGCUACACCGGAGCAGGCAGAUGUGGUGGCUACAGCAGUAUAAGCCACUAUAAUAUCGGCCGUAGCAGAAGACUUUCUGGCGGAAGCCUUGGUGGAUACGGAGGAAGUUCUGGUGGAUACAGUGCAGGCUUUAGGGACUUCAGUGGUUUGGGCUAUGGUCCUGGGCCAUUGGGCUAUGGUUUUGGGCAUGUAGGUUAUGGUGCUGGCAUUGGCAGGCCUGGAGGCUUUAGUAGUCGAAGUGCAGGGGCCUAUGGCACAGCUGGAGGAGUCGGCAGCCAAAGCCUUGGAGGCUACGGUGGCGAAGGAAGUGGUAGCUACAGAUAUGGUGGCUUCAGCAGCCGAAGUUUUGGUGGUGUUUGUGGCAGAGGCUAUAGGACAGCUGGCUUUGGCAGCCCGAGUCUGGGUGGUGGUGUGUAUGGCAGCAGAAGCAUUAUUUGUGGUCGCCCUGUUUGUGGGGGAUUGGGCUAUGAGCCCAUUGGCCGUUUUGGUGACUGCAGGGGGAUCCAGUCGGUCAGGGUCAAUACAAACCUCUUGAGGCCCCUUUGCAUACAGGUUGAUCCAGAGAUCUCUAGAGUGAAGGUGGAGGAGCGAGAGCAAAUCAAAUGCCUCAAUGACAAGUUUGCCUGCUUCAUCGAUAAGGUGAGAUUGUAUGGUGAGUCUGCUCUGGUGCAUUCUGUUUGAGUUAGCCUCUUGUGAAGAGACAAAGAGAUGUUUUACUUUUCAAAGAGCUUCUAGUAGUUUUUGUGUCUGGGAUUAAGUGGGGGAAUGCAAGGAGGUGUCACCAUUUGGACUGCAUGUUGAGUUUCCGAGUUACUCAACUUAUGAUUACAUUUCUCCUUGCCUUUUAAAAACAGAUUUCAUUUCUAGGCCUGUCAAUCAAUGAAAUAAAACUGACUAAUCAACUAUGUUUAUUUACUAAUCAACUAAUCAAAAUGUUUAUUUAAAUAUUAAUUAUUUACAGUAACACACCAGAACCAAAAUAGCCCUUAUUAACAAAAUAAUAAUAAUAAUAAUAAUAUUUUAUUAUUAUUUAUAUCCCGCCCUCCCCAGCCGAAGCUGGGCUCAGAGUGGCUAACAACAGUAAAAUAAUACAACAUUCUAAAAUCAUUUCAUUAUAAAAUUAAUUCAAAUCAGAUUAAUGGCAAAAGUGAUUCUAAUGCCUCCAGACUGAUUAAAAUUGGCCUGUAUUGGUUAUUUUAUUUCUUUUUUAAGAUGUAUAUUGUGUAUGGUGUUGGAAUGGGUCACAACAAACAAGAUAAAGAGAUAAAACAGAGUUUAAAACAAAAAUCCAGCAAAAGUAAAAGUCCUUCAGUCUGGACAUACUAUCAUAAAAGGUCUGCAAGAAGAAAGCAAGCUUUUAUUGGGUGCCAAAAUAUAUACAAAGCAGAAGCCAGACAGAGCUCAGAGGGGAGAAUAUUCCACAGGUGGGUGCUACUGGGCAAGACUGCAUGGGGAAUGGCAUUCCUUCAGGCACUCAGACCCCGAGUCGUUUAGGCUUUUGCAUAUUGUACUGGUGACUAAUAGGCAUCUAGCAUUAAUAUUUAAGAACUGGUGUCAUAAGAUCCCUUGCAAGUGUGCCUGAUGAUCAUCUGGCUGCUGCAUUCAGAACUAGUUAUAAUCUCCAGACCGUCUACAUGGGUAGACCCUUGUAGAAUGCAUUUCAGUAAUCCAACUGUGAGAUUACCAGGGCAUGGAUAAAAUAGGCUAGAAUCCUAGUGUGAAACCCUGCAGAACCAAACUGUGCAGAUUCCUAAAAUCCUGACCAGUAGCCUCUUGGAGACUGCGUGAAAAGAGGCAAGUUGCAGCACAGCACUCAGCAGUGGCCAGCACAACUCAUGCCAGAAUGAGCAAGAGGGAGUUUAGCUGUGAGUUGAGCCACGUUGCUGGAUGCUCUGCAUCCUCCAACUUCUUUCCUAUGGUCUAUGGACGCAGGUGGCGCUGUUGUCUAAACCACAGAGCCUAGGCUUGCUGAUCAGAAGGUUGCCGGUUCAAAUCCUCGUGAUGGGGUGAGCUCCUGUUGCUCGGUCCCUGCUCCUGCCAACCUAGCAGUUCGAAAGCACACCAGUGCAAGUAGCUAAAUAGGUACCACUCCGGCGGGAAGGUAAACAACGUUUCUGUGUGCUGCUUUGGUUUCACCAGAAGCGGCUUAGUCGUGCUGGCCACAUGACCCAGAAAAACUGUCUGCAGACAAACGCCAGCUCCCUCGGCCUGUAAAGCGAGAUGAGCGCCGCAACCCCAGAGUCGUCUGCGACUGGACUUAACUGUCAGGGGUCCUUUACCUUUUUACCAAGCAGGGCCUCCUUCUCCAGCUGCUUUAAAGCAAGAGGUCCAUGGAAGCAAAUAAAUCCCUCUGGGUUUUCACAUGCAUUGAGUGUGUGGGUACAAAUGGCCCCUUUUCUUGGCUGCUCUAACUUACGGAGGUGAUGGAAAUGCAUAAUUUCCAGCUGCCUUGUAAAAACCCAGUGGGGUCUCAAAAUUUCAGUAGCACCCUGCGCAAUGCCAAAAUUCAGUGACUCCCACCUCUCGUCUUCCAUUCUACAUGGCAGCACUGCCUGCAGUGCCCCCAAGGCUAUGCGCCCAGUGCAACCAAACCAGUCAUGCUCUCCUAAAUCUACUCAGACAAAUCUCACCCAACCCAGUAUUGUCUUUGCAAACAGACAACAGCUCUCUAGGGGUUCAGACAGGGGAGACUCCCAGCCCUAUUGGGAGGUGCUGGGAAAAUGAACCUGGGACCUUCUGCUUGGGAAAAAAAAUGCUGUUCCACUGUCCUGUGGCCCUUCCCCAAUUCUAUUUAAGCAGAAAUGGACUGAACUCUUUCAGACCCUUUGGAAUUUAAACUUGAAAAUCAUUUUGUGUGUGUGUGUGUGAUAUUAAACAAUUUAUACUCCACUCUGUGUAUUUUGAUGUUUCCUUUGGAUGAAUUUGAACUGGGAACUGAAUGUGAACCAAACUAGUUUCUUUAGUAAAGCGACAAAUGUGAACUGGAAUUAUUUAUUAUUUAUUUUUUAAAAUUGAUUUUCCAAGCUCUGGUUCUGUGUGGCUUGCUCCCAGGCCAAGCCUUAACUUGAUUAACAAUUAAAUUGAUUAUGACUGUACGCUUAGAUAAAACUAGCUUGGGAGUAAGCCCCAUUCAACAUAGGAGGGCAAACUGUCAAUUCUGAGUCAAUAAACAUAGGAUUGCACUAUAAGGCUUGCAACUCUGUCUAUUUGCAAACCAUUCUUUUUUCCAAUGGCAGAUUUAAAUGCUCUUGUUCCAUAGUUUGUCACUGUAUACUUAAAAGUAGUCAUUUCUUCUCCGAUAGCAUUCCCUAAGCAAUUACAGCUGUACUGCAUAGUAUACUAUCCAUCAACCCAGUUCCUGGGAAUCACACGUGGGAGAAUGCUGUUACACACAAGGUACUGCUUGUGGGUUUCUGGGUAGCUACUGUGAGAACAGAACAAUGGUCUACAAUGGGCCUUUGGCUUGAUCCAGCAGAGAUCUUUAUGUUCCUAGAUAAUUGUGGGUUCACUCUGUUUCUUCAUUGUCAACUCAAAUCUUCUGUUUGCUUUAGAAAUGCAUGGAAUGCCAAUGCCUGGUUCUGGCAAAAAACCCCAACCCACUGGAUUCAAGAAUUGAGGAGGAGAUUUUUCUCCACCUCAUAGGAAGACCUAAUAGGUUCCUGUGUUUAGUAGACUUAUCACCAUGGCUCCAUUUGCAUUGCAGGUGAGGCACUUGGAGCAGCAAAACAAGCUUUUGGAAACCAAAUGGAAUUGCCUGCAGCAACAGGGGCCUGUUGAGAAGAAAACCAUUGACCACCUGUUUGAGAACUACAUUGCAACCUUGAGGAGGCAGCUGGAUCUUUUGCUGAAUGAGCGGGAGCAGCUGCAAUGUGAGCAAGCUAAAUUCCAGGAUGUGGUUGAAGAGUACAAAUGCAGGUAAAUGGUUUGCUGUCUUCCCCCAAAAAGGUCUGGUUUAAGAAAUGAAUAAGGGGCCUAUUUCUCCUGGGAUGCUGUGUCCUCUAACCAUUUGUGAUGGUUCUAAGGCACAGCUAUCGGCAAUUUGAGAAGAAUAAUGCUUGCCCACCUUAGAGGGGUUUGUAAAGAUUAUGGUGGUAGUGUGACUAAAAUGUUUGGACACUUGAAGUGUGCUUUAUAAAACAAGUGCUAAGUGUUACCUUUAUUUCUGAGUUCUACGAGGUAGAUUCAGUGGAGAAAUAUUGCCUGGUUCAAUAUGAUGAACAUGCUCGCCCUUCUUUCACCCUGUGCUUCUCAGCCAUGCUGAGUCCCAAGCCAGAAUCUCCCCAAUGCAAGUCCAGCCCUCUGUCCACACUCAGUCAGUGGCUCCCAGACACUUUGCAGUAGAGCUGAUUCUCAGGAACCUUUGUAUCUCCUUCUGUUCUCCACUGCAAGGUAUGAAGAAGAAAUCAACCGGCGUAUGGCUGCUGAAAAUGAAUUUGUGUUGCUGAAAAAGGUGAGUCAAAUUGGUCUCGAAGAUUGGAAAAGGCAAUUAAUUAAAAUGUUCAGAGAGUUGGAGGCACGGCAUGGUCAUUACACUUUGCCCUGCUUGAGAAGCUCCCCCCAAAGCAUCUUCUAAGCACAGUGCUGGAAAAAGAUCUUUCUUUUUAUCCAUCAUAUUCUUCUUACUAGGUACCUUAUAAUAGGCCUAUCUUUGUGUGCACAUUGUCUAUAUUAUAGCAGAUGUAGGGAACUGAUGGCCUUCCAGAAGUUGAUAGACUCAGCGCCACCAUUGGCUCCAGCCAGCAUAACCAUUGAUCAAGGAUGGUGGAAUUUGUAGUCUGGCAACAUCUAGAAGGUUGUGUGUACCCUAUACCAUUAAAAAAAUUUUUUUAGAAAGGCCCGAUAAAAUCAUAGUAUACAUACGUAUGCAAUGCUACAGUGAUUUUUUUUCUUUUAAUCUAAGAGUCGAAAGCAUGUAAAGUGCAAGUAGAUAAAUAGAUACCACUCCGGCGGGAAGGUAAACGGCGUUUCCGUGCGCUGCUCUGGUUCGCCAGAAGCAGCUUAGUCAUGUUGGCCACAUGACCCGGAAAAACUGUCUGCGGUCAAAUGCUGGCUCCCUCGGCCUAUAGAGUGAGAUGAGCGCCACAACCCCAGAGUCGUCCGCAACUGGACCUAAUGGUCAGGGGGGUACCUUUACCCUUUUUAAGAAUCAAGCAAAUAUCAAUGGAUGUCAGGUUACAGACAGUAAAACUGUGGGGUUCACUCUGUGGCAGCUACAGUGGAUUGCAGGGAGUGACAUAGUGCAAUUCUAAACAUCUCUAUUCAGAAGAAAGUCCCAUUGAGUGCAGUAGUGAGAGCCACUUCAAAUGCAUGAAAAUAUACCAAUAUGGGAAGCACAGUCCCAUAAGUAUAUAUUGUUUGGAAAAGUUCUGGUAAAUUGCACAUUGAUAGAAAGAUUCCCUUCCUCUGACUGUGCCACUACUUCUCCCAACUCCAUUUGAGACAAGUAGAUAACACAAGAAUGGUUGAUUUAAUUAUCUGCCAUAUUAAAGCUCAGGUCUUUCUUGACUGAAAGUAUGGAGACCUCCUCUCCUCUCCUCUCUUUCUUAAGCAAGCCUUGUUGUCACUGAAUUACAAGAGAAGUAUUUAUUGUGUCUUGUCUUUCAGGAUGUGGAUUGUGCUUACACCGGCAAAGUGGAGCUGGAGGUGAAAGUGGAAGCUCUAAGACAGGAGCUGGAGUUCCUCAGAUGUGUCCAUGAAGCAGUAAGUAUUUCUCAUGAUUUAUUUUGGAUCUCGGUUUUCUUAACUUAAAUUCAUUUUUUCACAUUUCUGCAGCAAUUCGCGAUUUUUGAAAUAAGAAAAACAAAUCCUCAUGAAAUUUCACCUGCAGUUUAGCAUGAAUAUCUCCUAAUAAACACAUUUUAUAUGAAGUUUUCACCAAUGUACAAUUUUUUUUAAAGCAAUGUCCCCUAAAAUAAAGCAAUUUUGCAUGCUAUUUUCCCCAGCAUAUCCAUUCUUGUGAACAUUGGUUGGAGAACUGCAUUGUAAAAUUUGAUAGAUCCACCUUUAAAUGUGAGCCCAAUCAACAAAUUCCCCAUGCCAAUUUCCAAGGCAACCAGAAGACAGCUUUAGAUAGUUCAUCCAUCUCUACAGCUAAUGAAGUAGUGUCCGCUAUUAAUACUGGAUACAGCAGCAAACUUUAAAAGUAUAAACUAAUCAUCAUCCGCAUUAAAAUUAUUACCUUGCCCUUCACCAUCAAGUACCUGGGUGGGUUACAACACUUUAAAAGUCAGAACUAAAACCAUUUAAAAGGUGUUACAGUCACAAGAAUAGAGUGGCCACAUGGAACAGCCCAAACUGUCUCCCUCCAGUAUGGACAAUUGAUGACCUGCUAAAAAAACAACACCAAUUAUGUUUUCUUUUCAGGAAAUAGAAAGCUUACAGACAACAACAGCUGACACCAAUGUUGUUGUAUCUAUGGACAACAACCGAGAACUAGACAUGGAGGGGAUCAUUAACUCUGUGAGGUGUCAGUAUGAGGAGAUUGUACAGAGGAGCAAGGAUGAGGUCAAUGCUCUUUACGAAACCAAGGUAAACAUGAUAUAGGCCUGUCUGCAACAGAGAGAAGCAAAUGCCAUUGACGGUUACCACUGUUUUAGAUAGCUGAAUCCACAGAGGCAAAAAUAAAGUCAUCCUUUCUCUCUGAUUUUAGUUCAAAGAUCUGCAGUCCACCUAUGGGCAUCACUGUGACGCUUUGGCUAAGGGCCGCCAUGAAAUCCAGGACCUGACUCGCCUUAUCCAGCGACUCAAGGCUGAUAUGGAAAAUGCCAAGAAACAGGUGAGAGAGGUGAAGUCGAACAGGAGAAGGUUGAGCAGCAGAAAUCAUUUUCCUGGUCUUGAUGUAUACCAGGGUUAGUCAAUGAGGAGCCUUCCAGGUGCUUUUUGUCAAUGGGAGCUGUAGUCCAUCAGGGAUGGUAGGAGCCAACAGCACCUGGAGGUCACCUCAUUGGCCACCCCCAGAUUCACACUGAGCUUUGUGCUCACUAUUCAGAACUGAAAGAAACAUUUUGUAUUUAUUCAAAAAUGGGAUGCAAAGGAAAGAAAAUUCCCGGUCUUGCUGUAAUAAAAGUUAAGGCAUUAAUGCUGUCUUAGCUUGCUAGAUUCAUUGGUUUAUAUUUUACUCAUUCCAAAACCUGAAACCUCAUUGAUAAUUAAAAAAACCCACCUGCUCAUACAUAAUUUUCUUGCCUGUUUGUACCAGCUGCUUUCCUUUCUGAUUCUCCCCUCUAAGAAGUCAUCUGAUUUCCCCACCACCACCCUAUGUUUCCUCUUUCCUGCCCCAGCUGUUUCCUUCACACCAUAGAGUUUAAAGACACCUCUGGCUGCUGCUCAUUUCUUAAUUUCUAAUGAUUAGCCUGGACUAAACUGAAUCAAAAGAAUCACAUACGGCUCCAGAAUCUGGGGCUGCAUGCAUACCAUACUCUUAAAGCACAUUCUGCUGCCCUCCCCCAAUAAUCCUGGGACCUGCAGAUCACCCCUCAGAGAACUAUAAUUCUUAGCAUCCUUAAGAAACUACAUUUCUCAGGAUUCUUGGGUGUGUGUGUGCUUUGAAUGUGCUUCAAAAGUAUGGAAUGCAUGUAGUCUGUGACUAUCUACUUAGACUGGGCCGGGAGGCAGAGUAGGUGCAGAUCUUUCUCCUACUCAUUGAAUGUUACUAACUGAGGAUGACUUUUCAAGCCCUAGACGGCCUCGGCCCAGUAUGCCUGAAGGAGCGUCUCCACCCCCAUCAUUCUGCCUGGACACUGAGGUCCAGCUCCGAGGGCCUUCUGGCUGUUCCCUCACUGUGAGAAGCGACGUUACAGGGAACCAGGCAGAGGCCUUCUCGGUAGUGGCGCCCGCCCUGUGGAACGCCCUCCCAUCAGAUGUCAAAGAAAUAAACAACUAUCUGAUGUUUUAGAAGACAUCUGAAGGCUGCCCUGUUUGGGGAAGCUUUUAAUGACUGAUGUUUUAAUGUAUUUAUAAUCUUUUGUUACUGGGACGCGGGUGGCGCUGUGGGUUAAACCACAGAGCCUAGGACUUGCUGGUCAGAAGGUCGGCGGUUCAAAUCCCCGCGACGGGGUGAGCUCCUGUUGCUCGGUCCCUGCUCCUGCCAAUGUAGCAGUUCGAAAGCACGUCAAAGUGCAAGUAGAUAAAUAGGUACCGCUCCGGCGGGAAGAUAAACAGCGUUUCCGUGCGCUGCUCUGGUUUGCCUGAAGCAGCUUAGUCAUGCUGGCCACAUGACCCGGAAGCUGUACGCUGGCUCCCUUCUCCAAUAAAGCGAGAUGAGCACCGCAACCCCAGAGUCGGUCACAACUGGACCUAAUGAUCAGGGGUCCCUUUACCUUUACCUAAUCUUUUGUUGGAAGCCGCCCAGAGUAGCUAGGGAAACCCAGCCAUAUGGGUGGGGUAUAAAUAAUAAAUUAUUAUUAUUAUUAUUAUUAUUAUUAUUAUUAUUAUUUUAUAUUUAUUAUUCAUGGACCAACUCUUUUCUCUCUUUAUCUGUGCCUUUUGAAGAUUGAUGUACUACAGACAGCUAUUGCUGACAAUGAGCAGCGUGGAGAUUGUGCCCUGAAGGAUGCCAAGGCAAAACUUGCGGAGGUGGAGAAUGCCCUGCAGUGCUCUAAGGAUGAACUUGCCCGCCUGCUAAGGGAUUACCAGGAUUUGCUGAAUGUCAAGAUGGCUUUGGACAUUGAGAUUGCUAUGUAUAGGUCACUUCUGGAAGGAGAAGAGAGCAGGUGGGUGGGGGAAAAAUUAGCGCCCAUGCAAUACUCAUACAUCCUUGCUGGAACGUUGCUUAUAUUGCUCUUUGAAAUGUAAAUAUAGAGAUUUUGAUGAACAACCUAAAGUCAACAAUAAUAUUGCAUUGAUAAAACGAAUACAGAAUAAAUGAAUAGAUCAGAUUACUACAUCAUAGAAGGAUCACUCCUCAGGAAGUGCUUGGGUUAAGAUGCUGAAUUAAUCAGCUGGAAUCCAGGAAGAAAUCCUGUUAUCAAGUUAUCUCAAUAAUGUGUGGUUGAUUCUUCACUAUUACUAAGUUUUGAAACGUGGCCAAAUAAUAUAUGAUAUGAUUGAACCUAGUAAGCUUACACAAAAAUCUUGUCUUUCAAUUAUUCACUAUUCCUCAAAGUCACAUUUCAAAAGUGAGAUUAGGAAAUAUUAAAGAAAAUUUGAAAAUAAUUUGAAUUCUGAAAUAUUGGGGGGGGGUUUAACAUUUUUACUACUGCUGUUACUUCUGCUGCUAUUAUUAAAUCCACAAUUACUACAGAAUUGUGGCACUCUUGGAAUAUUAACAUUUUCUUUCCUUUUCUCAACAGGAUAUGUAGUUCUACUCCAGUUAACAUAGGUAAGUAACUUUAAAGCUAUAUAUUAUUGCAUAACGGACGCAGGUGGCGCUGUGGUCUAAACCACAGAGCCCAGGGCUCGCUGAUCAGAAGGUCGGUGGUUCAAAUCCUCACGACGGGGUGAGCUCCUGUUGUUCGGUCCCUGCUCCUGCCAACCUAGCAGUUCAAAAGCAUGUCAAAGUGCAACAAGAUAAAUAGAUACCACUCCGUUGGGAAGGUAAACGGCGUUUCCGUGCGCUGCUCUGGUUCACCAGAAGCGGCUUAAUCAUCAUGGCCACAUGACCUGGGAGCUGUCUGCAGACAAAGACCGGCUCCCUUGGCUUAUAGAGCGAGAUGAGGGCCGCAACCCCAGAGUCGUCCGCGACUGGACCUAACAGUCAGGGGUGCCUUUACCUUUAUUAUUGCAUUGAAAAAUGCUAUUCAUUUCACUGAGAGGCCUUAGAUGUGUGUGUCUGAGUAACUGUUUCUUUUCCUCUACUCUUGUAGCUGUGUUGGGUUGCUCCAACAUCUCUCCAGGCGGUGGAGCUGCAUAUGGUGGUACCUUGGGAGGAGGUGGUGGAUUUGGAAGGAGAUGUGUCUAUGGACUUGGAUCAGAAGGACAAAGUGCCAGCGGCGGUGGAGGAUUCAGUUCCAGAAGUGGAAGGCUGAACUACAGAGCUGGAUUUAGCUCUAGGAGUGGAGGGUACCUUUCGAGAUGCACAAUGAGCUCUGGAUUUGGGCAAUGCAAUACCAGUAGUGUGGCUCCCUGUGGACCUAGGGAUUGUGGCUUAGGAUCCCUAGGAAGUGGAGGCUUUAGUUCUAGGAGCAGAGGAUACAGUUCCAGAAGCGGGGGUUGCAGCUCAAGUGGACCAUGCAUUUCCUCAGCUGGUGGAGGCUACACCACUGAGAGCACAGGAGGCUGUGGAGUGACCCACACCUCUGAGUGUUCAAACGGUGGCUACGCCACUGGCGCCGCUUCUUCCGCUAAUGCCGGAUGCAGCAGUGGAGACGUGAGACGCAACUCUGGGAGUGGAUGUCGAACAGGGUAUGGAGGAAGCUGCUCCAUCAUCAGAUAA
Messenger RNA from Podarcis lilfordi (Lilford's wall lizard), 10477 nucleotides. The record is from the annotation of a GenBank genome assembly. Lineage: Eukaryota; Metazoa; Chordata; Lepidosauria; Squamata; Lacertidae.